CAUGAUACCAAUAUUAUUGAAAUAGCUUUGCAAGAAAUUGCAAAUGAAAGAGAGAGAAAUACUACACAAUAUGAUAAACUAGAAUUUCAAAUAUUAAAAUUUCAAGUGAUUAGUGAUGAAGAACAAGAGUUACAAAUAAUGGAUAUUAUCGUAGAUAUGAUAGAUAUAGAUGAAACUGAUAAUGAAACUGAUGUAGUUA
Messenger RNA from Racocetra fulgida, 199 nucleotides. The record is from the annotation of a GenBank genome assembly. NCBI's taxonomy places the organism in Eukaryota, Fungi, Glomeromycota, Glomeromycetes, Diversisporales, Gigasporaceae.